This is a messenger RNA of Lithohypha guttulata, 2163 nucleotides long. RefSeq lists its product as uncharacterized. NCBI's taxonomy places the organism in Eukaryota, Fungi, Ascomycota, Eurotiomycetes, Chaetothyriales, Trichomeriaceae. Bases 1 to 2163 code for a protein of 720 amino acids. Gene Ontology annotation, molecular function: ATP binding; eukaryotic translation initiation factor 2alpha kinase activity. Gene Ontology annotation, biological process: protein phosphorylation. The record is from RefSeq and is a predicted model, not a curated record. The transcript has a single exon. Gene Ontology annotation, cellular component: cytosol; nucleus; cytoplasm.
AUGAGCUUCUUCCAUCGACCAUCUGACUCCAGCUCGGAAGAAGAAUCAUCGGAAGGCGAAGAGGAGCUCGAGCCUUCACUUCAAGAGAUAAGUCAGACUUCGACCAAGGACUCUGUUGCUAGUGCGGAGGAGAUAGUGGUGCCAGACACGACAAAUGGAACGCUUUCACUGACUAACACCAUUAGCCGGGGUGAGGAUGGUAGUGCACUCGACAUGGACGAAGCUCGCAACAUGAUGAUAGCGUCCAUGCUUGAGGAACUAUCCAGGUACAAAGCAGCAGAGCUGCUUAGCAAUACCGGCGAUGGACGCAUGGUAGAUGCGAAUUCACCACAAAUCCUCGACCUCGCCAAGCAUCUCUUUGCACGAUCUAGUGGCUUGCUAACUCAGAGUGGUGUCAUAUCGAAGGAUUCAAUCAGCGAUGAACGAAGUUCAGAGAGGGCACGAUACCUAUCCGCUCUCGAGCGAGCCAGCUACAGUGUUGGUCCGCCCGACGCUGGGCCAGCCUUAUCAGGAAGACAAGGCAGAUAUGAUGCCGCAAUAGACAAUAGUACAGCCUUGGUACGACGACCUAGCAACCACCCUAUUCCCAUCCAAAACAGUACAGCUGGCCAGCUGCAGCGGUUGACCUGGGAGUUGGAGGAAAUGAAGAUGGUCCGACGAUCGAGUACCGAAUAUCAGCUCGCUGCGUUAGCACCAGCGUUGCAUUCACCAAGCCACUACCGGACUACAUUUGAAGAACGAGGGUUUCUCGGUAAAGGCGGUUUCGGCAAAGUAUAUCGCACAUAUAACGUGUAUGAUCGGAAAGAGUACGCCGUGAAAAAGAUUCCCCUCUCGGCAAAGCUAUCACAGAAAUAUAGCAAAGGAGGAGUCGAGGCAUUGAAAAAUGUCCUUCAAGAAGUACAGGCACUUGCGCAACUUGAUCAUUGCAAUGUCGUCAGGUACCAUGCAACAUGGAUCGAAGAGCCAGCCGCUGCUACCCUAACUAAGGUGGCACCACAAUCGGCUGUGUUGUUGCCGCAUCGAGGCCAAAUGCUGCUCGACAACAGGGCGGCAUCACCCAGUACAUUGCCACAAAGUGACUCACCAUUCAAUAAGAUCGACCCAUUGCCUAGACGGGAUGGCAGCAUAAGCGAGCCCCUAAACGCAGGUACAAGUUUUGACCGUCAAGACGAACAACGUGAUGGCCAUAGCCACAACUCAUUCGAUCCUUUCGCACGUUCAGAGAAUGGCUAUAGAGACAGCAAGCAACUCUGGUCCAAUCAGCAAAAAGUCACACAUCACCUGGAUCGAAAAGGCAUCACCGACUUCAGUGAUGGGUCUCCCCAACAACAUUUGAGUCAGUUGUCCGAUCUUUCAGACAGCCCGACUGGGUACACUCUGCACGUACAGAUGACCAUGUACUCGAUGAGCUUGGCAGGUUAUCUCAGACCAGCUUCUUCACCUCACAAAAAUACCAAGAAUUCAGAGCCUCGUCACUGUUUUCAUCUCUUACCUGCACUCCGCUUGUUCUUGAGCAUACUUUCCGGCCUGCAGUAUAUUCAUUCUUGCGGGUUCGUUCACAGAGACAUGAAACCAAGUAAUAUUUUUCUGUCUCAGUUGGACAUCUCGAAGCCCAUCGCCUUUGCCAUUGAGCAAGGAUAUGUUGAUGUUGGUUCUUGUCCUAGUUGCUCACACCAGCAGCCACGUUUCCUCAAUCCUCGAAUAGGUGACUUUGGUCUUGUGGCGAGCCUUGAACACGAUGUUCGACAAGAGUCUCUGCACCAGUCUGGAAGCGAUUCCUCUCGAACCAAUAAGGUGGUAGGAACGGAAUUCUACAGACCUCCUGCACAUGAGCAGGCCACAGAUAUACCUAAUGACAAAAUUGACGUUUUCGCGCUUGGAGUCGUCCUUAUUGAGUUGGUCUUUCCAUGCAAUACGAGGAUGGAGCGUAUGAGCCUGCUUAAAGAUUGUCAGCUGGGUCAAAUGCCAGCAGGAAUUCAGCAGAGGCUGUUAGCAGAAGGUCAUGAGCAGGACGUGAUAGAGACGCUGGAAAUUUGUAUGACUAGCAUGAUCGACCCCAACCCUCUCACAAGGUGGGAAUGCAACACCGUUCGGGGUACACUUGAGAGUGUUCUGGCCAGAAUCAGUUCGCGAGUUCCCAUUGGUAUGCAGGUGCCGGAUUAG